CUCGGCUGUAGCGGCUGUUCAAACUUCCAGGUGUGUGUGUGUGUGUUCGGUUGACUGCUGGAUGGACAUGUCUCACACGGUCAAACCCGUGACCUCUUUCCUCAUUGAAGACAUCCUCUCCGUUAAGGACGGCAGGGGAUUUACCAGCAAAUGCUGCACACAGAGGACAGAGAAGUGCUCAGUGUGGAGAGAGGAAGCUGAGAAGUCGCCGGUGCAGCUUUUUCCUCAGGAGACGGCAGAAAGAGAACGAACAGAAUCUCCAGGCGGGCCGUGUCCCAGCUCCUCGGACUCAGGUUUUUCCUCUCCGGGGAAACAGAAGCGCUCCAGAGCUGCAUUUACACACCUGCAAGUGCUGGAACUGGAGAAGAAAUUUAAUCACCAGAAAUACCUGUCGGCCCCAGAGAGGGCUCACCUGGCCAGCACCUUAAGACUGACAGAGACCCAGGUCAAAAUCUGGUUCCAGAACCGGAGGUACAAAACCAAACGGAAGCAGCAGACGUCAGAGAUCUGCAAGGACGUGUACAAAUCAGAGGGACUGGGCCUGAGGGAGGACUUGGUCAGAUCCUCAUUAUUAUCGUCUUUCUGUAAGGCCUACCAGUACCGGCCGUACCUGUGGGACUACGGUGGCCCCUGGGGCCCAGUGUUGUGGUGAAACUGACAAUUACAGCAUCUCUGGAAAAUGUGCUCUGUUUCACAAUCAAAGUUGAUUCAUUGUUUCAUUUCACAGACAUUUUGGUACCAAUGUAUGCUCGUGUGUUUGUACAUUGUUGCAUUUUAAAUAGAUUUUUCUUUCAAAAUGUUGUUGUCAGUAUGUGACACAGAGUUUGCACAGCAAUUCAGUGUAUCAUCAAAUUGAAUUGUGGCAUUGUUGAGUAAUUAAAUAUUAAAUUAAUGUUGAUAGUC
Molecule: messenger RNA, 903 nt
Organism: Salarias fasciatus (jewelled blenny)
Lineage: Eukaryota; Metazoa; Chordata; Actinopteri; Blenniiformes; Blenniidae
Gene: nkx3-1
Product: NK3 homeobox 1
Exons: 2
Coding region: 62-652 (196 amino acids)
Biological process (GO): regulation of transcription by RNA polymerase II; cell differentiation
Cellular component (GO): nucleus
Molecular function (GO): RNA polymerase II cis-regulatory region sequence-specific DNA binding; DNA-binding transcription factor activity, RNA polymerase II-specific
Source: RefSeq, a predicted model, not a curated record